GCAGCUGGCGGGUGCGCCUGGCCACCCGCAGGCCCGACGCGUGCGGGAUCAAAGCGGCCGGGAAGGGGAGGGCGGAGAAGUGGCAGGAACCUGGAGGUGUGAGUGAGCUUCCCAUGGGAUGGCAGGAGCGUGGGAGCGCAGAAUGCCGGGAGGCAACAGAGACCCCGAGAGACCGCGAGAGAUCUCAGAGACCCGGAGACCGCCAGAGACCGAGACUCGGACGCAGAGACCGAGAGGCCGGAGAGACCCAGAAUCAGAGAUGCAGAGACAACUAAAAAUCAGCAACAGACAACAGAGAGCCCAGCGCGGAAGUUGCUAAGAUACCUGGAAAAACCGUGAAAGAUGCAGAGAUCGAUGCCAAGAGGAAAACAGACAUAGAAAGACCGUGAGACAAAAAAGGCCGAUACCCCUGGGCUUGGAAAAAGAAAGCACUCUUCAGAGAGAAGAGGAGGCAUUUUGUCCUGAAGUCUUCGAGUGUUCAUGUAUCAUUCUACAGAGGGUCAUGAUCUUAGUUUGAGACAGAGCCCCAGUGGAAUAAGACGAAUCCAUCUCGCACACGCAGGUCGUUCCCUAUCUCAGGCAGGAGCUGGGUCCUACCUCAUUAUACAGCCUUAUGGUCCUUAAACCAGCUGGUGCUGCACUGACCCCUCAUUUCCCACACUCCCAGUAGGGUCCGGAGGAGCGAUGGUCACCCGGGAUCGAGCCGAGAAUAGGGACGGCCCCAAGAUGCUGAAGCCGCUUGUGGAGAAGCGGCGCCGGGACCGCAUCAACCGCAGCCUGGAAGAGCUGAGGCUGCUGCUACUGGAGCGGACCCGGGACCAGAACCUCCGGAACCCGAAGCUGGAGAAAGCAGAGAUACUGGAGUUCGCCGUGGGCUACUUGAGGGAACGAAGCCGGGUGGAGGCCCCGGGGGUCCCCCGGUCCCCAGCCCAGGACGCCGAGGCGCUCGCCAGCUGCUACUUGUCCGGCUUUCGCGAGUGCCUACUUCGCCUGGCGGCCUUCGCGCACGACGCCAGCCCUGCCGCCCGUGCCCAGCUCUUCUCCGCGCUGCACGGCUACCUGCGCCCGAAGCCGCCCCGGCCGGAACCGGGAGAUCUGAGGCACCAAGCGUCGCGCCCACCGCUGGACCCCGCCGCCCCGGCGCCUGGCCCCGCGCAGCACCAGCGUCCCCCAAUGCACCAGGGCCCCCCUAGCCCGCGCUGCGCCUGGUCCCCGUCCCCUUGUUCUCCCCGCGCCGGGGAUUCUGGCGAGCCGGCGCCCCUCAUCGGACUGCUGCCGCCACCACCGCCGCCUCACAGACAAGACGGGGCGCCCAAGGCCCCGCCGCCCCCGCCGCCCGCUUUCUGGAGACCUUGGCCCUAAGCUUUGGGGGGUGGGGGCGGAGGCUGGGGUUAGGGUAGAGACUCCAGCCCGAGGGCAGCAGAGGGACCCGGGCAUCCGGGAGAGGAGGUGUUGGGGAGGGCGGCGGGGCGCGCGGGCGCAGCGCGCGGGUGAGAUGUGGUUUAUAUUAGAGUAUCUAUAUAAAUAUAUAUUUCCCUGGUUCCUGUCCCUUUUCCCUGCCCCUCCCCCACCUUUGCGUCUAGGAUUGUACCCUCUCUGCCCCCGGCCCAGCUCCUUCUCGAGUCCCUAGUGCAUGGAAUAAAGUGGUUAUUAAAUCCCGGUGUGUCCCCGAGCCAGGGGCCUGCCUUUAUCUCGGCGUCCACGCCCACUUUCCCUCCCCUUCUGUCUCCUGCCCCCCCAGUCCUGCUCUCCAUGGCUCCAGCCCCGGGGCAGACAGGUAAGUAAAGAAGAGAGCAGAGAGGAGACUGAGGUUGGAACUAAAAACAGGUGGAAAACAGAUAGGUAGGGGGAGAAGGGACGGCAUCCUGAAACGGAAGGGAACGAAAAAGUUUAAAUAAAACCGACUCUGGUGGGAUUCGAACCCACAACCUUUGAAUCGCUCUCUGAUCACUAGAAGUCCAAUGCGCUAUCCAUUGCGCCACAGAGCCACCUAGCGGGCGGCGGCGUCAAACAGCUUACGGGUACUAGAAUGGGAAAGAGGCAGUGGAGGGCAGGAGUGUGAGGGAAUUGGGUGGGGGAUGGCAAGAGUGCUUGGUUUGGACCUCAGAGGCCUGCCUGGGAGAGGUAGCUACAGGCGCAAAGCAGGUGAGCCAGGUGGUAGGUGCAGGCGCGCCUGGGUGGAAGAAGCAGGGAGAGAGAGCAACCGAAUAUGAGCGAGAGGGCGAGUACAGAGCUCCAGCUGCCCGCUUGGGAGAUGCUUCCAGCCCAGGAGCACUCCACUCCCAAAUGUGGGCCCACCCAUCAAAAUAAACUUGUUUUGUUGUAAA
Rhinolophus ferrumequinum (greater horseshoe bat) is the source of this 2327-nucleotide messenger RNA. It is a transcript of the gene HES7, whose product is annotated as hes family bHLH transcription factor 7. Lineage: Eukaryota; Metazoa; Chordata; Mammalia; Chiroptera; Rhinolophidae. Gene Ontology annotation, cellular component: nucleus. Gene Ontology annotation, biological process: regulation of neurogenesis; anterior/posterior pattern specification; regulation of transcription by RNA polymerase II. Gene Ontology annotation, molecular function: protein dimerization activity; RNA polymerase II cis-regulatory region sequence-specific DNA binding; DNA-binding transcription factor activity, RNA polymerase II-specific. The coding region runs from base 685 to 1362 and encodes 225 amino acids. The record is from RefSeq and is a predicted model, not a curated record. The transcript has 8 exons.